This is a messenger RNA of Agrilus planipennis (emerald ash borer), 2558 nucleotides long. It is a transcript of the gene Elp2, whose product is annotated as probable elongator complex protein 2. Gene Ontology annotation, cellular component: elongator holoenzyme complex. Lineage: Eukaryota; Metazoa; Arthropoda; Insecta; Coleoptera; Buprestidae. Bases 82 to 2502 code for a protein of 806 amino acids. The transcript is spliced from 10 exons. Gene Ontology annotation, molecular function: protein binding. Gene Ontology annotation, biological process: tRNA wobble uridine modification. The record is from RefSeq and is a predicted model, not a curated record.
AGAAUUUUAUGUGGAGAGGUUAUAUAGGUUAAAAAUAAAAUUGAACAUCGCAGGAUUAUUAAAAUUGUUAAAUAAAAUAGAAUGUGUGACGUUUUAUAUGUUUCUUCUGCUUGUAAUCAAGUUCCAACAUCUGCACAUUGGGGAAGAGGUAGUCUUAUAUGUUACGCCUCCAGUAAUGUCGUUUUUAUUUAUGAUAUUAACCAUGGAAGUGGAGGAAAAAUUGUCAACACCCUUUAUGGUCAUAAAAAACGGGUGAAUUCUGUACAGUGGAUUGCUGGGUCCAACCAUGAGUUGGAGUUAGUGUCAGGCUCUGCUGAUGGAACAGCAAUCGUAUGGACUUUUCGUGACAAUAAUUAUACCUCGUUUAUAUUGAAAGGCCACGAGAGUAAUGUAAAUGUCGUAGAAAGUAUGUAUACAAAGAAGUCUUCAACUCUUGUGGUAACUACUUCUGCUGACUCAACUAUAAGGAUAUGGCUCAGAGAAAACAAGAAAGAAGACUUUCGCCAAAUGCAAGUAAUAAAUUUGAAUUAUGGAGUAUCAUUAUCACUAAAGUUGUCGUAUUUGCCUGAUCAGGAGUUAAUUAUAUUAGCAGCAAGCUUAGAUGAUUCGAAUAUACAUUUGUAUGUAGAAGAUGAAGAAAAGUCAAAUGAUUUUCCAUUCAAACUUAGACACUGUCAGAAACUAGAAGGGCAUGAUAAUUGGGUACGUGGUUUAGACAUCAAAAUUAAUGAUGGAGAUUUAUUUAUGGUGUCUUGUGCCCAAGAUCAUUUUAUACGAUUAUGGAAAAUCUCACCAGAAGCAAGACAAAAGGAAAUAGAUGUAAAAUCCCAUAUAGAAAGCAUUGAGCAAUUUGAUUUUGUAAUGAAACGAAAAGAAUUAGUAACAUUAAAAGAGAAAUAUGUUAUAUCAUUGGAGUCUGUGCUUGGAGGACAUGAAGGAUGGGUGUAUUCAGUUAAUUGGCAUCCUCAAAAUAUGACUUUUCUUUCUUCUUCAAUAGACAAAUCAAUGAUUAUUUGGAAAUGGGAAAAAGAGAGCAACUUAUGGGUAGAAGAUGUGAGAGUUGGUGAAAUUGGAGGAAACACGCUAGGCUUUUAUGGUGGAAUGUUUAGUCCAUCUGGAGAUAGCUUUAUGGCACAUGGAUACCAUGGUGCUUUCCAUAUUUGGAAAUAUUGUAAGGAGUCACAUACUUGGGAGCCUAGUGUUACAGUGGGUGGGCACUUUGAUGAAGUCUCUGAUUUAGCAUGGGAAUCCCAAGGAGAAUUUGUUGUUAGCGUUUCAUAUGACCAAACUACUAGAAUUCACGCACCUUGGGCUGCAAAGGGUGCAAAAACGAGUUGGCAUGAAAUUGCAAGACCCCAAGUGCAUGGCUACGAUAUUAAUAGUUUAGCAAUGUUAUCAAGGUACAGUUUUGCCUCUGGGGCUGAUGAGAAAGUUAUUAGGACGUUUAAAGCCCCUAAAAACUUUGUGGAAAAUUUUAGAAGAUUGUGCAAAAUUGAGGGAGACCAGGAAGGUGACGAAAUUUUAUUUACAGAAGAAAGACCUCAAGGAGCUGCGGUGCCGUCUUUGGGAUUGUCAAACAAAGCUGUUUAUGAUGAAGAUAAUAUAGAAGAUAUUAAAAGUGAUUCUAAAAAGGAUCCUUAUCCUCAGGAAUCACAUUUUACAGCUGUAAUUUUAAAUGAACCCCCUACUGAGGAAACUUUGCUUCAAAACACGUUAUGGCCCGAAGUUCAAAAGUUAUAUGGACAUGGAUACGAAAUAUAUUCCUUAGCUUCUCCUGCUGAUGAAAGCAUUCUAGCCUCAGCAUGUAAAGCCAAUACACAAGAACAUGCAGCUAUUCUGUUAUGGGACACUUCCACGUGGACGCAAAGUCAAAAGCUCCUUUCCCAUUCAUUAACAGUGGUCCAAAUGGAGUUUUCUCCAAAUUGCCAGCAUCUAUUAUCAGUUUCUCGGGACCGUAGAUGGUCUUUAUUUACACGUAACAGUUCUUCAAACGAAUUCGAAUUAGUUGCAACUACUGACAAGAAAACCGGGAUUCAUACACGAAUUAUUUGGUGUUGUUCGUGGACAUUCGACUCAAAAUACUUUGUUACCGGGUCUCGAGACGGAAAAAUUGUCAUUUGGGGUAAAAAUGUCGACAAACCAAGGGAUAAUAUUUUAGGACAAUAUGAGCAUAUAAUGAUAAAGGAAUUUAAAGGGGAAUCUGUAACUGCAGCAGCUUUUGCACCUGUUUUAGCCCACAAUUUUUAUAUUAUUGCUCUAGGUUUUGAAACUGGACUUAUUUCAGUCCACUUCUGGAGGCCCAAGGACGAUUUUAGGGAUUAUAUACAAAUGGAUAACAGAAUGGCGCAUCAUUUAACAGUAAGGAGAUUGCGAUUUAGGCCCUUAAAAGGUACUGCUGGUGAUAAAAUGGAUAAAGAAGUGCUACAACUUGCAAGCUGUGGGGCAGAUCAUGCAGUUAGAAUUUACAAUAUACCAUUGCCACAUAAUAUGUAUGUUAACUAAUCCUAAAGAAUUAAUAGGAUAUUUUUUUAUAUGUGUACAUAUAUUUGUAGUUUGGA